This is a messenger RNA of Mizuhopecten yessoensis (Yesso scallop), 1123 nucleotides long. RefSeq names its product complement C1q-like protein 2. Bases 59 to 1045 code for a protein of 328 amino acids. The transcript is spliced from 3 exons. The record is from RefSeq and is a predicted model, not a curated record. NCBI's taxonomy places the organism in Eukaryota, Metazoa, Mollusca, Bivalvia, Pectinida, Pectinidae. Gene Ontology annotation, molecular function: protein binding.
GUGAGAGAUAUGACAUUACUUGACCGAAAUUGUUAUCAGCAAGAUUUGGUACACUUUGAUGUCGGCGUUUUCUUCGAGCAGGAAACGUUUGCAUACCAUGACUAUCACGAUGCCUCUGCACUGUUUCACUCUGCUGCUUGUAUUGACGGCCGUCAGUAUUUGUCUAUCAGCUGCAGACACAAAACCCCAAAUUCCUACCAUGAAUAACCAAUCAAGAAACAUCUCCCCGUUAGUAGUGGAAUUGAUGAACCGUAUGGAGGAGAUGGAGCGUCGCCAUGGGAACGAGGUUAAUAUUCUUCACAGACGAAUAGAAGCUUUGGAGAAUUUCCAUGCCAGCGAUUUGCAACAAAUGUCAAUUCACAAUAAGAAAAUAAACACUCUAGAAAAUCGCGUCAAGUUUCUGAACGACUUUGCCAUUAAGCAUAUUGGGAAACAGGGACACCGGCCACUACGGGGUCCUAAGCAUGCAAAAGCAGAACAUUCAUUUGACGCAAAAAGCGGUUCUGAUGGUAAUGGGAGUCUGAUUGGAUAUAAUAAGGUAACCGAAAACACGCAUCGAAAAGGAAGCACUAUUAAUAUUCAUCCGGGAGUGAGGUCUCACCAGAGCAGGAUCACCCGAGUCGGUUCAUCCCAAAACACUGGAAUCGGAUUCCAUGCCAUUCUGGAUCAUAUUGUUGAAAAUCUUGGUUUGGGUCAAUCAAUCGCUUUUCACAACGUCAUCACGAAUCUUGGUAAUGCCUACAGUCCUAACUCCGGAAUCUUCCGCUGUACCCAGAACGGAUUAUAUGUGUUAAGUUCUACGCUAUCCUUUGAUACACAUGAAAAGGUAGACGUGCAAAUCCAACGAAAUGGCAACAUGAUAUCGAAAGUGACCUGUGGGAGUGACGAUCACUGGAGUAGUUGCACUGGAACAGCGGUAGUUGAACUGGGACAGGGUGAUGAGGUUUGGGUCGCCAUGACUAAAAAACAUCAACCUGGAUCACACAUGGAACCAUCAUUUUCAUCAUUUUCUGGGUUUCUUCUUCCUUGGUCUGAAUCGCAUUGAGCGCAAAUAAAGAUCACGAGUAGUUAUUGGUGUAUAAUUAUGUAAGUUUAUUAAAUCAAUAAAAAAAGAAUAUUUCAA